This is a messenger RNA of Danaus chrysippus (African queen), 843 nucleotides long. The record is from the annotation of a GenBank genome assembly. Lineage: Eukaryota; Metazoa; Arthropoda; Insecta; Lepidoptera; Nymphalidae.
AUGGGGAAUGCGGGGAGUAAUCAACAAAAGGAAUGGCACAAAGAUCAAGCCACAAAGCAUACAGACAUUGGUUCAUCUUCCCCUGCAAAAGAAGGUGAAGCUUUUACGUUUGAUAAGAAAAUUGACGACGAUCGCACCGGUCGAGACGAUGACAACAACAUAGAAGACGGGGCUCCGUAUUAUACUAAAGCUGUACCUCAACACGAUGUAGAGGAAACUGUUAUACGCGAGAGAUCCAACACAUUUACUGAUGGAAUUAAAAUCGAGGAUGUUAAAGUUCUACCAACAGUAUUCAAAUGGGAGGGAGGAGGAAAACAAGUCUUUAUUAGCGGUACAUUUACGGACUGGAAAACUAUUCCAAUGGUGAAAUCUCAUGGUGAUUUUGUUACCAUUAUUGAUUUGCCUGAGGGGGAACAUCAAUAUAAGUAUUUUGUUGAUGGAGAAUGGCGUCAUGAUCCAACUGUUAAACUUGUAGACAAUGGUAUGGGUUCCAAGAAUAAUUUGGUGACUGUUAAAAUGUCAGAUUUUGAAGUCUUCCAAGCUCUUGCAAAAGAUAGUGAGGGAAUUCAUAGUAGCGCACAAACUGAAUAUUCACAGGAAAUACCACAAUCAAAGCCUUGGGAAAAAGUUUCCGGGCCACCUAUUUUACCUCCACAUCUUUUACAAGUUAUUCUCAAUAAAGAUACACCAUUAUCUUGUGAACCUACAUUAUUGCCUGAACCAAAUCAUGUGAUGUUGAAUCAUUUGUAUGCAUUAUCUAUAAAGGAUGGUGUUAUGGUUUUAUCAGCGACACAUCGUUAUAGGAAGAAGUAUGUUACAACAUUGCUUUACAAACCAAUUUAA